Messenger RNA from Gigantopelta aegis, 578 nucleotides. RefSeq lists its product as uncharacterized. The transcript has 3 exons. NCBI's taxonomy places the organism in Eukaryota, Metazoa, Mollusca, Gastropoda, Neomphalida, Peltospiridae. The record is from RefSeq and is a predicted model, not a curated record. Bases 115 to 513 code for a protein of 132 amino acids.
GUUUUAAACAGGAUGCUGAAUUACUAUAAAUCAGACACAUUUGCAGCACAAACUUAAGACAGUCCCAAAAGACAAACGGAAGACGAACACGUCUGUUGCGAAAUUUUCUCAAAGAUGUCUCGUAUUUUGAAGCUAGCUCUUGUACCGGUUUUGAUACAAGUCGUCCUAUUUUCAGUCUCGAGGGUCUCUGCUGUGAGCGACCAUGUGUCAUAUGUGAUGAGCCAAGGUAAAUGUAAGGAGGUAACCGAGAGAGCCACUCGAGACUGUAGAUGGCCGGCAGGGUUGUAUCCCUUUGUGGACCAGCUUGUGAAGGGUGGGAGAAUCAUUGCCUACAAGAUCCGCUGGUUCAGCGGCAGCUGGUCAGGCUGGUAUGUUCCAGGUGUGAAUGACAUUGACGGAAAGUUUAACCCAUCCAGCCGAUCGUGUUCACUGCCAUACCUAAGGAACUCAAUGAGAAGAAUGUGGUCAUACUUCUACGACCACACACAUAAAUAUAUUAUCUGUACGCAUUAAAGGAAAUAUAUUUGUACAUAUCAUGUUUGUAUAAACUUUUAAUAAACUAAAUAUUUUGUUUGUGA